UCCACCCCAUCCCGCGGGGCUGAGCCCGGCGCGGCGCGCUCCCGGAUUGGGGCGAGGACGCGCCUCCCAACCGCCGAGCCAGGCGCGCCCCCGAGGUUUAGCCUCAGCCCGUGACUGAGGCGGGAGCUGCCAGUUGAGUCCCGAGCGCCGGCUCCGCUCUUCCUGCUGCUGUAGGCACAAAUCCUGGAUCAAAGAUCCCUGGGAGAGACAAUGAGCUAUUGCUAGGCUGCCUAUACUGCUGAUUUUCAGUUGAUUCCUGCAGUUUGAGGCACCUGGAGUCAUGGCAGACUGGCUGCUCAUUGGAUUGUUUGCUGCACUGGUUGCGCUUCUGCUGUUGACACUCUUUGGCUUUGCUGUUUAUUCGGGGCUCUUCACAGAAGUGAUUGUGAGUGCUGGUUUGCCCCCCUUCAGCAGCAUCACUGUGGCAUAUAAAUUCCAGGUGGGGCCUUAUGGUGACUCUGGAAGGCUGUUUACGGAGAGCUGCAGCAUCUCUCCAAGGCUGUGCUCCAUUGCUCUCUACUAUGACAACCCUCACACGGUGGAUCCAGAGAAAUGCCGCUAUCUUGUGGGUAGCAUCUUGAGUGAAGGAGAAGAGAAGCCAUCUGAGGAAGUGGUGCGCAUGUUUCUGAAGUAUGGUUUCAAGAUCAUCAACUUCCCAGCCCCUAGCCAUGUUGUCAUGGCAACUUUUCCCUACACGACUCCACUGUCCAUCCAUCUGGCAGUGAACCGUGUCCACACAGCCCUUGACGUAUACAUCAAGGAAGCUCUGCACAAUGGUUUGAAGACUCAACAAUUGGAAACUUUAAAGUGCCAUGUCAUGGAUCACCUGAUAUUAUUCUGACAUCAGGUGAUUGAC
This is a messenger RNA of Podarcis muralis (Common wall lizard), 856 nucleotides long. The record is from RefSeq and is a predicted model, not a curated record. NCBI's taxonomy places the organism in Eukaryota, Metazoa, Chordata, Lepidosauria, Squamata, Lacertidae.